This is a messenger RNA of Lecanosticta acicola, 2104 nucleotides long. NCBI's taxonomy places the organism in Eukaryota, Fungi, Ascomycota, Dothideomycetes, Mycosphaerellales, Mycosphaerellaceae. The record is from the annotation of a GenBank genome assembly.
AUGGCGGAAGCAGUACCGGCAGCGCCUCAUACGGAGAACAGGAGCGAGAAUCCACUCAUUGCUGCUCUGCCUCCAGUCUCGGACUACAUCACAUACCUCACCAUCAUCGAAUACAACCUCACUCCCGAGAAUCUACCAGUCUUACAGCAAGUUCUCAAGGAUGAGAAACUCACGACCAAUAUCGGAUGGGACCUCGUACAACUGCUUGUGCCUCAUCUGCCGGACUCGGAGGGCUGUCUGAGGGAAAUCGCACAACGCGGAAAUCCGCGAGAGGUGAUUUUGAAGGUCACGGAGAGCUUGAGAUUGAUUGAUUAUGAUGGCAUCGAGGAGGAGGACGAAGAUGAAGGUGGCGAGGAUGUGGCGGCGGUUAGGAAGCGGUAGGUAGUGGACGUGGUGAAUGCGAGAGGGUUGCUGACUUCUUGCCAGCGCCGACAGCUCGACAUAUCCGCUCAAGACUGCUUCAGCGACCGGUGCUACGAAUAGUACCCAGAUGGUAGAAGUCCCACCCCCGUUGCCACUGCCAGUCAUCCAGUUCGUGGCGCUGCUGAACAUGCUCGCCAUCUUGCAUCCCAGAGUGAAGACAAAGUACCCAAGCCGAUUCUUGAGUACCACGCUGCAAGCCAUCCUGGCGAGCUUCUCGCAUGCGCCAAGGUACCGGGAAGAAAUGGUUCAGGCGAUUGUCAAGACACUCAAAGCCGUGACUGGAAUUCAGAGGCCGAACCUACCUACUAGGAGUAGCAGCGGAAUGCUUCCAUCUAGCGCCAUGGCUGGGAACGAAGCACUGCGACCAGAUCCUGAAGCUUCGGCAGUCGACUCGAGUGCCGAGGAGAAGGCGAUGCAGAUGAAGUUGUUGCAGUCGUUCAUCACUCACAUCUUUGAGGAGUACAUGCUCAACUUUCCUCCCUAUGAUGAUGUUCCAGGCAUGGCUUGGUGCAGCCGUGUCGUGGAGAAGUUGCAGCCGGAGCGAAUCGUGCCAGGAACCCAGACCUUUGCAGACCGAUUCGCGAACGAGGAGAGGUUGCAGAGGAGGCUUGAUGCUUUAGGCCAGCUCGGGACACUGGCGGGAGACUUGAAAGUCACCGACGAACAGUUGCUGGAUGCUGCGAUCACGGUUGAGAGAGUGCCAGAGACAGGAGGGGACGAGGACGAUCCGCCGAACUCGGCAGAAGACAUUCCGCUUUCUAGACUGGGAUCGCUCAUACUGUACGCCGCGCGUCAGGCAUCUUCGAUACUGUACGACAAGCCGGAUACGAGCGCAAUGCCAUUCGAGAUCUUCCCGGAUCACCAAGAACUACUGAAGAAUUGCCUUUCUGCGCACGGUAUGGGAACUGGACAACUGGGUAGCGAACCAGAAGCUCUGAUCGAUUCGGUCUUGGUCCUUGGAAUCGUAUGCCUCGAGCGAAACGCAAUCGGCGAGCCGGCUACCGAUGAACAGUUUAACGACUACCUUCAAGUCACAGCCCUCCUAUCAUCGAAUUGCCCCAACUCCAACCUGCGUGGCCACGCUCAUUACCUGACGAGCACAAUCCUGCGCUCGCAACCCGACGAACAGGUGCGGCUGGCUUUCAUCCGCGACACGCUGGAGCACUGCCCAUUUGAAAACUUGAAAGUCUCGGCUGUAGGUUGGAUCAAGGGCGAGACGAUCGAAGCAAACCCACCCACGCCUAUACCAGGCCACCAGGGGCAGAACGGAAGCGAUACGACAUCCAUCUUCGCCAAGCCACUCGCUCUGGACUCUCUGGCGCCCUACCUGUUCCCUUCCCUGGACGCCGACCUGAUCAUCGCGCCCCUCACGGAAGCCUGGCAAACAUUCCAAAUGAACGCAUCCUUCUACCUCGCCAGUCUGAACUUCCUCUUCCUCCUACUCCAAGCGAAACACCUCCACAGCAUCCUCGACGUCCAGGAUCUGUGGAGCAACAACGACGUCCCCGGGAGCUUUCUGCAGCCUCUGCGAGAUGCCGCGGCGCGCUUCACGAAAGCCAUGGUGGAGAGUGGAGGCGAUCUGGCAGGCGAGAAGAGCGACGAGACACUGGCGGAAUUGAAUCUGUUGGAAGAGACGGUCGAGCGCGUCACGAAGAGCGUGGUGCAUUUGAAUGAAGCUUGA